Penicillium bovifimosum is the source of this 2295-nucleotide messenger RNA. RefSeq lists its product as uncharacterized. Lineage: Eukaryota; Fungi; Ascomycota; Eurotiomycetes; Eurotiales; Aspergillaceae. The record is from RefSeq and is a predicted model, not a curated record. Bases 1 to 2295 code for a protein of 764 amino acids. The transcript is spliced from 2 exons.
AUGGAUAAUCCACAUAGCUCGGAGGAUCUUAGCAUUCCUACCCAUUCAGACACUCACACGCCUACCACCCUGCGCUGCUGCUGUGGCCGCAAUGAUUGUGCCUUGCUCGAGCACAAUAAUGUAGCUCUCGAGGGCUUAGAGAAAGAUCUGGAGACUGCUGCAAGAUUAGGGCAGGCCUUGCUUCACCGCCAUGAAAGCUACAUGGCUGAGGCGGAAGAGGACCGCCAUCGCUUGGUCGCCAACAUCGAUGAUCUAGAGCGUGAAAAGAAACAAGUUCAGGCUGAAAAUGCGCGCAUCAUCGAAGAAAACCGCAGCCUCCUGGAGCAGCUUGACAGUCUUAACCAAGCCGUCGCCGAGUCUGACACUUAUGCCAAAUCACUUGAGGUCAGGUUGAACAGCACAGAGUCCGAGUUGCGACGAUUGACUGUGGCUGCAGCGCGCGCUGAGGAACUCGAAAUACAAGUAGCUUUCUUGGAGGCAGAAGAGUCCAAGCUACAAGAAACCCUUAUGUCUGUGCAAGAAGACGAGAAGUCAGCAGUCCAGCGGUGGAGACAGGCGGAGACCACUCUGCGAGAUCUUCAUGACCAAGUUGAUCGCAUCGAAAAAGAGGCGCGGGAGGAGCGCGAGCGACAUACUGAGCUCGUUCAGCGUAUGGAACGCAAGAGGGCCGUGGAGCGCGAGCUAGACAACGCAGCAGGACGCCUCAAGGGUGCUGCUGCCGCCUCUGAACUGAACCGUGGUGCCGGUGGUACUACCGUCGUCUCUCGCUUCGUCAAGGAUAUCCUGCAAGACAACGCCAACCUACAAGUGGGGAUAAUGGAACUGCGCGACAUGCUUCAGAGUUCAAACGAAGAGGUGCAAAACCUACGGGAACAGGUGAUCUCACAUCAGCCGCUGGCCGGAAUCGAUGAAGAUAGUGCGCAGCAAAGGUCUUUCACGACACUGAGCGAAGAGCUAGAAGCAAAAGAAGAACGACGAGUGUCUCAGGAGCUCCACAUCCAUCAUCAUUUCCACACACCAACCGCAGCUCCUAAGAAGGAGAAAGGCACGUUGAACCGUCGCGUGAAGAAACGCCGCCCUGCGUUGGCGAGUCCGAUAGCACUGCACUCCGCACGAUCACACUCGCCACGACGAGCCAUCCACCGCUCCCAAUCAUCUGGAUCAUCCAUGUCAACCAUCUUAUCCCACACAUCUGUCUCUAUUCCGCCUCACUCAUCCUCUCGCCGCUAUUCAUUACAGUCGCAUGCUCCGGACUCGCUGGCAAGCUCUCCUCGAUCUGCGUACCGGACAUCAUCAAUAUUCGACCGUGUGGAAUGUGCCGUUGAUUUCUCCCAGCCUACCAGCCCUGGCAGCACCGUCUUUUCUUCGCCUUUGAUGACCGCGCGGACCUUCCAAGGCCUUGAUGGGCCAUUCCGGGCAAUAUGUGACGAUAGUCAUGAUCCACCCGACGACUUGUCCGCACUUGAAGAUGGUCCCUACAGGCGCCAAGACUUCUCGAACAUGGGUGAUAAUAGAGAGCCUGCCAUCCCUGAAGAAUCAGAAUCAUCCCCAUCCGGGGCAUACUUCCCAUCGGCCAUGGGCGAACAGGAAAUGGUCACCGAGGAUGAAAUUUUUCCCAUGCAUGUACAGUCUUCAUCCUUGCACAGAUCUUCUUCUCAUGACAGCUUGCUCUCCGUGGCUGGUAUGGACAUCCACACCCCCAACAACCGCCAUGCGCGAAUGGGAGACUGGCAUCCCGGCAUGCGGAUUCCUCGGCGCAUCUUGUCUCCCAGUGUCCAACUGGUCUCCACGCCGCCGGUGAUCUCUGCCCCAGCUAUCACGGCCGAUCGCGCAAAGGGCUCAGAGCAUUCGUCCAAAUCAUUGCUUGCUUCCAUGGCUGCAGGAAACAGUCACAGAUCCGAUACGGCCUCCAUUGCCUCCUCCCAGAGCACCAGCAACGCCUCAACAUCAACCAUUGGCCCGCGCAAGGCUCCGUUGAGUCGCCGCGUGGGUGGCUGGGUCCUGGGCCGAUGGGGCAUAGCAGCAGUCUCAUCCAAUGUUGACUCGCAUGAUUCGACGGAGUCACCCGCAGAGUCUCCUGGUGUGUCUGUCGCAUCCUCGCCUUCCGUACCCUCACCUUCCAUGUCCGCGCCUAUCCACCCGGAUCCGCUGGCUCUCCGCUUCCGACGCCCAGGCGUGAACCAGAAGGGACCGAUAAUGGGUCUGCGUCCUCCACCUCCUGCUCCCAUCGUUAUUCAUGCACAGAGCAUUGAUGAGAACUUGCUGCGAGAGAGUCUAGUCGAUGAGACUGGCUAG